UCAUCCUCUACUCAUUUCCUCGUCCACGCCCACAGCUUAUACAGCAGCCAAUCAGACAGCAGCACACGUGACGAGCGUUCUUAGCGAUGACCUCAUCCCUACAGUGGGAUGACGUCAAAUACAAGAUGGAUGGAAUCACGACUGUUUCAUGCUCAACGCAACUCUGAAACAAAGUCCAGUGUCGGAGCUCCGGGGCACCCAAAGCCACCGAACUAGACCAAAAUGGAGAGCCUUGGGCACUACUGUAACCCUUCCCAUGGUAUUUCACUGCUGGGUGCCCUCAACGAGCAGCGGUUGAAGGAACAGCUCUGUGAUGUUGUGUUGUUAGUGGGUGAUCAACAGUACCAGGCCCAUAAAAGUGUCCUUGCAGCAUGCAGUGAAUACUUCCAGUCUGUAUUCUCCAGAAGGGACUCAGAGAACCGCUCCUUUGUUCAGCUUGACUUCUGUGAGCCUGAUGCAUUUGAGAUUGUGCUAAACUACAUCUACUCAUCAUCUCUGUUUGUGGAGAAAUGCAGCCUGGCAGCUAUACAGGAGUUGGGAUAUAGCCUCGGCAUUCCCUUUCUAACCAACAUCAUGUCUAUAAGACCUCAGGCGUCAUACUCUGUGUCAAGAAAACGGAUGUCGCUCUCUGAGGAGGAGGAUGGCUCUUCUCAAAAGAAAAGUGUUAUUGUACAUCAAGGUCAAGGUGAGCAGCCUGGCAUGGAUGUGUUUCAGAGGAAAAGUUCGACUCUUCAGGGAAAACUGUUUAAACAGGCCACAGAGCCACCUUCGCUCACACAGGAUUUUAGCAAUCAGAGCAAAUUCUCAGGACACGUCAGACCAAAUGAAAAAGAGACAAACAGUACCCCUAACAGCAGAAAUUCAAACAAAAACACAGACGAUGGUGAUUGCAGAUCUAUCAUCUCCUCACCAACAUCCAUACUGAGACAUCGAACUGAAUACCGAUCGCCAUCUAUGAGGCCAAAACUAACAUCCUCCGUUUCUUUCAGUGAGUCUGUACAGCACACUAGCCUACAAUCAGAUCAAACUGAAGGUGCCAUUGAUGGAAGAAUGGAAGUGUCUCAUGAAUCCAGGCCAGUGGGUGAUCAUCAAGGUCCAUGCAACCAAACCGUAGACCGAAGUGGGCCACUUAUUAAAAGUCUGCUGCGCAGAUCAUUGUCAAUGGAUAGUCCCGUUCCUAUAUUUUCUCCAGCUCUGGAUCUUAAGGACUCACAAAGUCGAGAACAGUCUGUAGUCAAGUUAUUUACCACAACAGCAAGGUUGCCUUCCCCUGAACAUGAGGAUAGGGUGUCAAAAGAUAUGCCAUUUCUUCUCAGGUCAAGACAACGAAAUGCAUACGAGACGGACGGCACUCAAACAACUCAAAUCAGGAUAAAAGCGGAGCCCAGCAGUCCCCUUGCUGACCCUUCUGAAAUUGUUCACAUUACCGUUGGAGACAAUCUGCCGUUAAAUUUCAAAGUCUUUCAGGAAAACUAUGAUGAAGGUUCCAGAGGGUACUUCGCUUCCUCGAUGAAGAGGAAGACUAAGAUAGAUGGAAGUUAUAUGCCCUUUAAGAAAUCUAGGCCCGUUAAUGAGCAUCAUCUGUUGCAUCAGGAAAGCACAUUUGGUGAGGUACCUUGCAAUUCCAGCAUAGAUAAUAAUAAUGAGGAACCUGGAGAACUUCGGCCAAACAAAAUGUUUAAGUGCUGGAACUGCCUGAAGGUCUUCAGGUCUAAUGCUGGUCUGUAUCGCCAUGUGAACAUGUACCACAACCCAAAGAAGCCGUAUGCUUGUGACAUCUGCCACAAACGUUUUCACACAAACUUCAAAGUCUGGACUCAUUGCCAAACCCAACACGGCGUGGUGCAAAAUCCCGCAACAUCUACUAGUUCCUAUUCUGUCCUGGAUGAAAAGUUUCAGAGGAAGCUAAUUGAUAUUGUCAGAGAGCGGGAAAUAAAGAAGGCCUUGAUUAUGAAGCUCCGGAGAUCCAAGCAAGGCCUGCAGUCGCAACCCUUCGGCAGGAAAAACAGGCGAUCGAGGUCCUACGGAUGCCCCUACUGUGGUAAAAUGUUUUUCUUUCAAUCACACUUAAAACUGCAUAUGAAAGGACACUCCGCUGAGCCAGCUAACCUUGACAUGGAUGCCGAGAGAGACCUUCAAUACAAGCAGCAGCAGCAGUUGACACAUAUUAAAGAAAACCAAGAUAAGGAUGUCUUUUUUUGCCGGCUCUGCAAUGAGAAACUCCCCUCUUUGCCUGAAUUAGAAGACCAUGAGAGAGCAUGUAGGUAUGCUACCGUCUGCCCAUAUUGUGGACUUCGAUUCUCCAACACAGUUGUCAAGAAAGACCACGAAGCUCACUGCAAGUACAAAAAGCUGUCCUGUCUUGAGUGUAUGCGCACGUUUAAGUCUUCUUUCAGCAUAUGGCGUCAUCAGGUGGAAGUCCACAAGCAAAAUAUGAUGAGUGUGAAGGAGCAGUUGACUCUCGGUCUCCAGGAGAGCAAUCAUGACGAAUCAUCCAACGUUCUCAGAGUUCCACCUCCUUCUCAGAAGUUGAUACGUGACUCCAGAGAGGAAGCAGUGUACAGUGACUCAUCAGUUCCACCAAUGUAUGAUUCUGAAGACUCGUCGUCUUAUGCACCAGAGGACUUGAGCACUCACGGUCCAGGGGAGCUUCAAGUCAAAGAGGAACCUCAAGAGGAAGCAGUAUCAGCCAAGGAUGGCAUGAGCAAAGCUUCUGUUGGAUCUGAGGAACCAGGCGUUUGGCCUUGUGAGAAGUGUGGGAAGCUUUUCAGUGGCCACAAAGACCUGGAACGACAUCAGGAACUGCUUUGCCACAUCAAACCCUUCAUCUGCCACAUAUGUCACAAAGCAUUCAGGACCAACUUCCGCCUCUGGAGCCACUACCAGUCCCACAUGUCCACACCUGAGGAGCCAGGGAUGAGAGAGAUUGACAGGCUUCAGUCUUCUCCAUCUCCUUCGCCACCUCUCACAAUUUCCAUCCCAGAGCCUCCAGCUUCUCAAGAACCUCCACUCAAAGCAACCCAUUCUGGGGUGGAUGCCUCAGAAGAGGAACCCAGAGGCUCCAUGUCACUGUCAACCAAACUCAAGAAGCCACAGCAGGAAAAAAAAGGUGACGGUGAGCCUAGGGAACAAUCUAGGAAGUCCGACAGCACAGACGAAACUAUUACCCCUCAGGAAUCUGACACGCUAUUUUACCAUGCCCCAACUCUCUCUGCACUUACCUUUAAACGGCAGUACAUGUGCAAAUUCUGUCACCGGACAUUUAAGUCCGCUUUCAGUCUGUGGAGUCACGAGCAGAGCCAUACAUAAGAGUGCAGAGUUGCACAUUAGUAGCCCUAACCAUUAAAGUAGUCUCCUUUAAACUGUCAAAUGAUUUACUUUGGGAGACACUUGCAGACAAAACCCAGGGAUUUUUUAAUAGAAUUUGAUCAUACUUAAUAUACCUUAUUUCUAUAAACAGUAUUCAAAGACUGUCAAGAGUUUCCUGAAUGCAUCUUUGAUUGCAUGCCAAGAGUUGCUCAAAGCAUAAAUUAGUUUUCUAAAGCAUUUCCCUGUAUUACAUUUUAAGUUCACUUUUCAAUGAUCAUGAAAGGCCAUUAUAUUCUGUCACCUUAAGAACUCUUCUAAAUUAGUUUAUUUUAUUGCAAACAAAAAAUGAGUGAUUACUUUUUUGGAUUGUUACGCAGAAGACUUACGCUUCUCUUGUUUUAGUGGCCUUUAUGCUGUUAGCACUUUCAAAUAUUUACAAAUAAACAUCGUUCUCUAUUAAAAGCACAGGCCUAUGCAGACAGGGCAUUAAUAGACAUUAAUUCCCUCUUUUCUGGCCUAAAAUGAUUAAGUUAAGGAAACUGAAGAAAAAGGUGUUUAGGCAUUAAAUGCCCAAUUCAGCCCUGCUUAUGCUCUUAUAGCUUUUAAUCUUAAAUUGUUUCUUUAAUCAUUUAAAGAGAAUAAAGAUUUAUAUCUUAAUAUCAAACUAUAUAAUAAACUUUGUGAACAUUGAUAGAGGUGAGGAAAAUGUUAAUCAUUUAAUUUUGAUAUAGCUAGUUAAGUUGUAUUUAUAAUUUUAAGACCAUUCUGUUAGUGUUUUUGCCAGUUAUGUAAACUUACAUGGUAUUUUUGGAGUGAUGUUCUUUAAGCAGUUUUUAGUGUGUGCCUGCAACGUGGAUCUUCUAAUACUUUUUGUUGUACAGGACAUGCAGUAUAUAUGUGGGAAUUACUUCUCAUAAAUGUGUAGAGAUGAAGUCAGAGUAGAUUUUCGUACUGUAUCAGUACAUUGUGAGCUGGACCAUAGUGUAAGUUCAACUUACCAGAAUUCUGUACUCGGUGAUUAAUGAAGUCUUGAUGCAAUGACGUUGAAUGGUUGCACAUUCCCGAUGUUCAGUGGACCUUUUCUGUGACCGUAUGAGCCAGAAAAGAUCUUUAUUCUAAAAUAUUAAAGCACAAAAACAGCAAUCUUAUUAGCAAGUGUUUGAAAUAUUAAUAAAUUAAGGAACAUUAGGGGAUGUUUGGCUUCCCAAGCUUAUGGCCUUAAUGAACAAGUUGGAUAGAAGUUCCUGAUUUAGUUUGCAUUUAAUUUGUCCCCAGUAUUACAUGACAUAACAUCAACUUCUUGUUUUGAGUAAAGAGUUUAACCAUAUUAUCAGCAGAUCAAUUAGUCCUGAUAAUAAAAUGAUUAUUUCAGUAAUUGAUAAACUUCUUAAUAUGGUUUAAUGAAAGGUUGUAUGACAUUUAAUGAAUAGGGAUGACAGAACAGACCAUUUAAUCAUCAUCCUGGUCUUUGUUUGUACAACACACACAUUUUCUCUUAUGAAAAGUAUCUCUUUUUUUGGUAUUCCUGUAGUAUCUCUGCAAUAACUAAUAUUGUAAGCACUUGAAUUAUUCUAAUGUGGCUUUAAAAACUGUAUCAGUUUUUGUGUUCAAUCAUUUUCUACUGUUUCUGUGCUUGCUUUCUAAAAUAAAUAUCAACAUGUGCAAUAA
Molecule: messenger RNA, 4977 nt
Organism: Carassius gibelio (silver crucian carp)
Lineage: Eukaryota; Metazoa; Chordata; Actinopteri; Cypriniformes; Cyprinidae
Product: zinc finger and BTB domain-containing protein 21
Exons: 2
Coding region: 223-3309 (1028 amino acids)
Biological process (GO): regulation of transcription by RNA polymerase II
Cellular component (GO): nucleus
Molecular function (GO): RNA polymerase II cis-regulatory region sequence-specific DNA binding; DNA-binding transcription factor activity, RNA polymerase II-specific; protein binding
Source: RefSeq, a predicted model, not a curated record